AUGAGUGCCCCCUCGCGCCUCCUAGGCCAAAAAGCCCAACGUCAAGAGAACGGCCACGGCCCGGGUGUCAAAACUCUCAAGACCAACCCGCCCAAGAAACCCUCGACUGGCGACGGGCAAUCCCCCGACGCCACGGGCCCGCCGCCCCUCAAAACGGCCACCAACUUUGUCCUCGCCGCGGCUCAGCUCGCCUCCCAGAAGGCCACCACCGCAACGCGAGCAGCAGCCACCGCUGCGGCCGACGCCCUCCCGCACAUCCCAGGCACGGCCUUGGUCCCGCCGCAAGAUCCCGUCCGAAAACAGCAGUACCUGAACCUGCCCAGCGUUGUAGACCACAUCCCUGGCCUUGCCACGCCCUCCGAGACGCAGUUCAUCGCCAGCAGCAUCGACAGCCGCUGCCAGAGUCGUAGUACCAGUCGAAGUGGCAGCCCUGGUUUCAACCCUAACCCUAGGGUCAAGCGAGCGACAGACAAGUUUGGAGAGAUCACGACACAAGAUUUGAGCAAGAAGGACCAGGGGGAGCAGCGGGAGCGGGAGGAGGCCAGAGAUGGGAGUGGCUUUUCCAGUGCUGCUUCACAGAGUAAGCUGGGAGAUGCGAGUGGGAGAGAGGACAUGUAG
Messenger RNA from Dichotomopilus funicola, 618 nucleotides. RefSeq lists its product as uncharacterized. Bases 1 to 618 code for a protein of 205 amino acids. The transcript has a single exon. Lineage: Eukaryota; Fungi; Ascomycota; Sordariomycetes; Sordariales; Chaetomiaceae. The record is from RefSeq and is a predicted model, not a curated record.